CGUCGGUACAUCGGUACGGUGUGUGUGUGUACUUGUGUGUGUGUUUUUGUGCAAGCAGUGAACUAGAAAUGGCACUGACCGCUUCACGUUUGGUGAUGACAAAAUUCCUCAGACUGGGUAACCACAAGGGGGUGGCCAUCGUAUCAAGGCACUGCUUUCACCGGACAGCCAUCAUGGGUGUAACUGAUGCCGAGUUCACAGCCGCCAAAGACAGAGUGGGGACCCUGACCCAAGACCCUGGGAAUGAGGUUAAGCUCAAGAUGUACGCACUCUUCAAACAGGUGACAGUAGGAAAAUGCAAUGCCCCUAAGCCUGGUGCCUUUGACUUUGUCGGCAAGGCCAAGUGGAGUGCCUGGAAUGACCUGGGAGACAUGACCAAGGAUGAUGCCAGACAGAAGUACGUGGACGUGGUGGAUGACCUGGUGGCCAAUGACCCCGGCGCCCAAGCCUCAGCCCCGGCCGCAGCUACUGCCUCCCAGUCUGAUACCGCCGGAUCCUCUGUAGGGGGUUACGAGAAUCUGAAGGUGUCUGUGGACAGGGGCGUCUGCACCAUCAUGAUGAACAGGCCCAAGAAGAAGAACGCUCUCAAUAGAGAGACUUAUGAGGAAAUCAUCAAAGCCUUGGAUUCGUCAGGAAAAGAUGACAGCGUAGUUUUUUCAGUCCUCACAGGAGCUGGUGAUUUCUACUCCGGCGGUAACGAUCUCAACAACUUCAUGUCCAUCACACCAGACACCAUGAAGCAGGCGGCAAGGGAAGGGGGAGAACUCCUGCAACGCUUUGUCGCUGCUUUCAUAGACUUCCCCAAGCCGCUCGUUGCAGCUGUGAACGGACCUGCCGUUGGUAUUCCAGUCACCUCAUUGGCCCUGUGUGAUGUUGUGUACGCCACAGACAGGGCAACAUUCCAUACUCCAUUUUCCUCGCUGGGCCAGUCACCCGAGGCCUGUUCAUCCUACCUCUUCCCUCAGAUCAUGGGGCAAGCCAAGGCAAACGAAGUGUUGCUCUUUGGCCGCAAACUGACAGCUCAGGAGGCUUACGACAGGGGACUUGUGACAGAAGUCUUCCCAGACGCCACAUUUCAACAGGAAAUUGAGAAGAAAUUCAACGAAUUUGCCAAACUACCUAGACAGUCUUUGCGACUGUCCAAGAACCUCAUCCGCGGCGCUGAGCGUGAGAAACUGCACCAAGUCAACAAGGAAGAGUGUGAGCUACUGGAGGAGCGGUGGACAUCGGAGGAGUGCAUACAGGCCAUCAUGGAUUUCUUUGCCAGUAAAUCCAAGCUCUAAAUGUUGGAGUCCCUAUGCUACAUGUUUUGCAUUACUGAUUUAUACAUAAUGAGGGGGAAGCACAGGCUGAAGUCACUUUGGGUGCCAUCUUGAGAGGCCCAAAGCGUAUACAAAUCAUGGGUUUCUUUGCCACUUACCCAAGCUCCAAAAGCAGCACAACUUUCGGGGUCCCUAUGCUACAAGUUUUGCAUCACUGAUUUAUACAUAAUGAGUGGAAAGCACAGGCUGAAGUCACUUUGGGUGCCAUCUUGAGAGGCCCAAAUCUGUGUUACAAAUCAUGGGUUUCUUUGUCACUUACCCAAGCUCUAAAAGCAGCACAACUUUUGGUUUCCCUAUGCUACAUGUUUUGCAUUACUGAUUUUUACAUGCUGAGUGGAAAGCACAGGCUGAAGUCACUUUGGGUGCCAUUUUGAGAGGCCCAAAGCGUAUAAAAUCUGUGUGACAAAUCAUGGGUUUCUUUGCCACUUACCCAAGCUCUAAAGGGGCAACUUUUGGUUUCCCUAUGCUACACGUUAACUUCACUGAAUAUCCAUAAACCGAGUGGAAAGCACAUGAUAACAUUGAGAUUCAGAUUUAGAAUUCAGCUCUUGCUCAAGAAUCAGUUUUAGAAGCCCGUGUUCAAAAUCAUCUCUCAAUGUUGGCCAUAAUUAUAUCAUCAGACGCAAUGUCCCCGAAGCUGCAGUACAUGAGCGUAUGUGCACUGUGCACCGUGCACAAGUACCCCCUCAAUGGUAACAAGGGGAGAGUUGGGGGAGACCACUGAGAGGGACACUCGAAUGUAUUGCUGAUGACUCUUGAUACUCACACAAAGACACACUGGUUUUGUGCACAUUCAGAGGAUAUUACAGGGACAAAGGGAAACACAAAGCCUUGUCCUCGGAGGUAUAGUAAAACAAGGGUAUGCGCAUGCGGUGUGUCCCAUCCACUGGGCUCUCGAAAGUGGUAAAAAGUGCCCGCUCUUGUUUGUGCACGGAACCCAACUGGAGAUGAAACCGUGGUUUCGUAAACCCCCAUUAACAAAAAGAUAUCAUAUAAUUUCUAGUAGCUUUAGCCGAGUAAGUAUCUGACUCUGAAGUGUUGCUUUCUGGAAAAUUGUAUGUAACUUGAGAUUUAUAUUUGGAAAGAAAAAAUAAGAUGCAAAAGGAAGACUCUGCAUAUUUAUAUAGAGACCACAUUGAUCAUUUCAUUUUUGAGGAUAGCUUUUGUCAUAUACAUGUACAUGGACUGAGAUUAAACAAAUGUUUUUUUUGACCAGAUGUUUUCAUUGGAUGGAAUGCAAAUAAACGUUAAAUAAUGAAAA
This is a messenger RNA of Patiria miniata (bat star), 2583 nucleotides long. RefSeq names its product enoyl-CoA delta isomerase 2-like. Lineage: Eukaryota; Metazoa; Echinodermata; Asteroidea; Valvatida; Asterinidae. The transcript has 10 exons. Gene Ontology annotation, molecular function: fatty-acyl-CoA binding. Bases 69 to 1283 code for a protein of 404 amino acids. The record is from RefSeq and is a predicted model, not a curated record.